AUGGACCCUGAGAUUGCCGCAGGGCGCGACUCCAUCAACAACAUCCCGCUGAGUGACCGGAUUUGUUGCUGCCCAUUCGGAUCUAAUCAGGUCAUGCCACAUGAUGGCAUGAACAAGAACUGGGACUCUUCUUUGGAGCUUACCUGGGGCUCGUGGAUCAGUGAACAUGGCCUGUGGACUUCGGCAUGGCAGCACACAGGGAACUUGUCGGGGACGACAGACUCGCAGAUUUUUGUGAUCAAAGGGGAAGACUUUGGGCGCGUGGUGCAGCAGGACCUACCUAUAUUCUGCGAUGUUGUCAUCUAUGCGCGGUACUUCGUGCACGAGAUGAACCAGACAGCGAUCAACACAGAUCUUCCUCCGGACCAAGUGGUAAGGCCAAGCAAGUCCAAGGAUGCUGCCGCGCUUCAGGACAGCAUGGCUUUCCAUGAUCUGUUGACGACCGCAGCUGCCGGUUCUUAA
Molecule: messenger RNA, 462 nt
Organism: Symbiodinium pilosum
Lineage: Eukaryota; Dinophyceae; Suessiales; Symbiodiniaceae
Source: the annotation of a GenBank genome assembly